This is a messenger RNA of Neoarius graeffei (lesser salmon catfish), 4801 nucleotides long. It is a transcript of the gene shtn1, whose product is annotated as shootin 1. Gene Ontology annotation, molecular function: actin binding. Lineage: Eukaryota; Metazoa; Chordata; Actinopteri; Siluriformes; Ariidae. The record is from RefSeq and is a predicted model, not a curated record.
GGUCACUUCCGGGUUCGCGCGCGCGCACGAGUGUUGUGUGGAAGCUCAGGUAAAUAAAAAUCUGGACUUUUCGCUUCAAUGGCGGCGAAUGAAGAAGAAGAAACCCACAUGCGGACGAUAUCACAGCUCUCGGACCGAGCGAUCCAGCAUUAUGAGGGCCUGAGAAAAGAGCACGAGAAAACCAAAAAAGAGUGUAAGCAGCUGAAGCAGGAGAGAGAUGAGGCCUUGCAGAAGCUGGAAGAUUUCGAAAGAGUGUCACAUAUGGUGCUGCAGGAGGUCAGCAGUAUGCAGGAGAACCUGGAGGUUGAAAAGACCUGCAGACAGACGGUGGAGGCUCUGGCAACCAAGCUGAACAGACAGAACCGCUGUCUAAAGAGGAAAAGUAUGAUAUACAUGGCUCAUCUAGAUGCCAAUGUUCUUGCCGAAAUCAACCUGAAUGAUGAGGAUGAGGAACAUCAUCAGGAGGAGGAGCCUGGAACCUGUCGCUCCUCCCAGUACCAGCUUGUCAUCUCCGAGCUGAGGAAUAAAUUAGAGUCAGCUCUCGAGGACAAGAAGCAGUUAGCCAUCGAUCUGGAGACGACAAAAGAUCAGCUUCACAAAACCCAAGAGGAACUCCUGCGAGAAAAACACGAUAAUACUGUUUUGAUUGCUGAAACGCUCCAACAAAAGAAGCUCUUGGGGAAGUAUAACAGAGUCUCUCGGUAUGCAGUGGAGGAGUAUGAGGCUUUGCAGGCUGAUCUGGAGCUGGAGAAGGAUUUGCGUGUAGAGGCAGAGAAUUUUGCACACAAGAUGUUAGUGGAGCAGAAGAAGCUGAAGAGACAGAGUCAGGCCCUGAUGCAGAGUGUGUCACCUUCUGAAGCUCUGGAUAAUGCUCUCAAAGAAAUCGCUACACUCACACACACUAUGGAAACACAACGGUUGGAGCACCAACAACAGCUGAAGCGUUUGGAGGAUCAACUGCACGACUCUGAGUUGCAGAAGCAGUUGACUGCGUUGGAGAGGAAGACUGCACUGCUGGAGGAAGAGAGAAAAGAGUGUAUGGAGAAAUGUUCCAGAGCUGAGACUGAGGCCAAGGACCUCCGCUUCACUGUGGAGGAACUGCAGAAAAAGCUACAGCAGGUAUCCAAUCCUGUACCUGCCCCAGCUCCUCCCCCUCCUCCUCCUCCUCCCCCUCCUCCUCCUCCUCCUCCUUCAGUCUCAGCGAACCCUCUCAGCUCACUCAUGUCACUGCUUCGUAAGAAAAAAGGCAUCAACAGUGACAUUCCUUUAGUAGAGAAAGAUGCAGCACCAAAAGAUCCAGAGAAGGAUAUUAGACAGCAAGCUGUGUCAGAGAUGAUGGAAAGAAUUAAAAAAGGCGUUCAGCUCCGGCCAGUUGGCCAGGCAGUCAACAAGAGCAGACCGCAACAGAGAGAGCAAAUACCGUCCGGCUCUGCCAUUCAGGAACUGAAAGGGAUUUUAACCUCUGUGAAACGCCCUUCCACCUGCCCCUCCCCUCCUGCAAGACCCUCCUCUCCAGAACCACAGUCUGAGCUCCAGAAAGUCCUAAUGAAGCGACGAGGUGUGCUGGAGGCAGCAGAUGAUAAUAUCUUUCCCUCCCCAGCAUUGUCAGCAGCUCAGCCCUUUCCCAGCAGUGUUCUGGACCUGACCCGGGUUAAGAUCACUCCCUCAAGUGCUGACAAAAGUGCCAACAAUCACAACACUGACACCUCAACACUUACUCACAGCUCAGCUAGUUAACCACAAUGGCAGUAGCUCUACACCAACAUGGAUUGACUGUGGUGCAACCAAAAGCUGCCGUACAAACCCAGCAAAGUUUUACCAUCAGGAACCAUGAAAGAAGAAAAAUAUCUGGAAAUCAAUCCAACUGGAGUGUACAAAGUCUUGUUCAAACAUUUGAUCAAUAUUCAGUAGAAACACUUGAAGGGUUUAAGGUCCCACAACACCGAUAACUGGAUUUACCUUUUUCCCCAUUAGGAACGGAGGCCUUAAAGUUUAACUGGAAACCGCUGUGCCGCAGACGUGCUGAAAGUAGUUCGAUGUUCAUUUACAAAUUAAUUUCAAUAAGGCUCAUCACAACUAUAACACUAGAUUUAACAGUAAUAUUUGAAAAACAGCAGCCAAGAGAAACUGGGGCUUGUGGACAUCUACAGAUUUUACUGUAGACGAUUGGAACAAGUUCGAUAAGUCCUUAAGGGAAGUGACAUCAUUAAGAAAGUUGAAAAAAGUAGUUUUCUAGUCAGAAAAUAUUUUAUAUUUAAAAUGCAAUAUUUCAUAACUGCACAAUUUUACCUGUAUUAUUUUUAUAGUUUUUAAUUUUAUUUUUUGAGGACCCUUCUGUAAAUCAUGUCUGUAACGUUGGCAUCCUCAAUAAAGAUUAUUAACUAUAACUGAUAACUAUACCUAUUCCUGAAUUUAGUUCCAGUCUGGAGCAGAAAUACCACCACUGUAAUCCCCACUAUAAUAUCGGUUGGUUCUGACACUCAGGUGAAUAAUCAUGGAAGUUUUUUCCAAGUAGUAGCGCAUUAUUCCGGGUCAUACUGGAAUGCUUGGACUUCAGAACAACCCAUGCACACACUCCGGUGGUUGAUAAUUUACUAUUGAUAUUUCACAGAUGAUCACAUAUCUGUGAAUAAAAGAUCCGUGCUUUGUAUUAUAUUUUCUGUGAACCCGUAUUCCGUGACUUCAUGAUGCAACAAGGAUGUACAAAGACGCCCGGGGAGGAACGGCACGUGCUCAGACAAGUCAAGUCAAGACAACGCCACAUGUAAACAAUGACCUGAUUGGUCAGAUGUUUUAUCAGAUCAGGUCCAGGCCUGUAAAAAUCACUCCAGAAGCAAAUCUCACCGGUACGGAUAAACCCAGGCCUGGGCUAUAGGGAUCACUAUCGGUCUGGUGUGAGCACCGACCACGUAAACUGCAGAGGACCCAUUUACAUAUUUAUAGCUAUUGGUAUAGUUGUAGUUAUUGGUAUUGUGGGACUGGGCCUUAAAUCUGUUAAUGAUUUGUCAUUUUAGGUUCAUGUUUUGUCCCGUUUUUUGAUUCAAAAGCUAGUUGCAUUUUUUUGGGCCUCAUUUGCAUAAUCUCAUGGUAAAUGCUUCAACAUUUGGAAGGCACCAAGUUUUCCCCAAGAUUAAAUGUCUUGUAUAUUAAUGCAAAUGGCCUUUAUAACUCUUUCCAUAGCUGCCAUUAACUAUUAAAGUGUGUUUCUAGUUCUUAAAAAACAUGACCAGAGACUUGAAUAGAAAAGCAAGCCUUAUUGAAUUUUAUUAAAUCUGAGAUGUGAAGCCCGGUGGGACUGUUCAGUGCUCAUGUAGCCAUUGCUACCUGUUAAUACAGUCUCCAUACAUGAAUAAACAUAUAGACGUCUUCUCCAAUUCAGACUAAUGAUGUAAUUUUGUAUAAAAUUAAUUCUGUAAUUAAUUAACAAAUGCUUUCAUGAAAAAUAUUUUUGAUUUCUGUUCCAUAUUACAUUCCCUAAAUACACAGGUCUUUUCAUAUAUUUGGGUUCAUUUUGUAGAUUGCUAAACAUCCUUCAGUGUUGAUGGUGAAAUAAAAUCCAAUUUUUCUCUGAGACACUGGAGAUUUCUGGAAUGAUAUUGUGGUGCCAGUUCAGAAAACUUACUCCUACAUGCUUUGUGUGUAUGAAGAGAGUUUGGAGACGGGCACUGGAGCUUAGCCUUGAACGCUUGCCAAGCGUGUGUAUUUUGAAUGGCGAUGUCUAGACCACUAUUAAUCCUGUAUACACCCAAUCCGUAAUUACAGGGCACUAGACAUCUUUCUUCUCUUCUGUCUCUAACUCUCAUGAUUGUUGCAGUCAUGAUGGUUUUCCCCUUUUCGCUCUCAUUGCUGUUGUAUUCUUGUUCAGCUUUUUUAUUCGGCACUGUUUUGAAAUGCUCGUGUUUUGUUCGAUACCUUUUUACAAUACAAUACUGUUCAGUGGAUGGCUCUUUCAAGUUUACAAAAGGCAUUCUUGCUACUCUGAGGUUAAAAAUGACACAAACAUAACCUCUGGGUAAACACUUGUUUGGUGGUUGUUUGGUUUGUUUGUUUUUAAAUUGUUAGGGAUUGAAGAAAAAUGUAAAUGGGUAUUCACAGCACCAAAACAGUGUUCCUUAUCAUAUGACCUUUUAAAAUUCUGUGGGUUCUGUAUUGUUUCUCUUUCUUUCCUUCCGUCUUUCUUUUUUUGCUAUACAUUCACUUUUUGUUUUGUCCCCUGUCUAAAACCUAAGUCUAAACACAAAUGUGUAGUAGUUUUUUUUUUUUUUGCAACAAAAACUUGCUUAUAAAUGUGAUGUACGUUUUUGUCAAUUAUAUGAGCCGUGACAUCACCGUCAAAUAAAAAUUUAGAAAUUUAAUUUAAUGGAAACAAAUGUUUAAAAAGUUAUUAAAAUCAUGUUGAGAACAUUUAGAAAAUUAACGUUUAAUUUUUUAAAAAUCAGGGGAAGCCACGGCCUAAUGAUUAGAGAAGCAGCCUUGGGACCAAGAGGUUGCUGGUUUGAUUCCCUGGACCAGCAGGAAUGGCUGAAGUGCCCUUGAGCAAGGCGUCAAACCCCCACCUGCUCCCCAGGCUGCUCUGGGUGUGAUGUACGUCACUCUGGAUAAGAGCGUCUGCUAAAUACCUGUAAUGUAAACUGUAUGUAAUGGGGCCAUUGCUUUAGAUCAUUACUCUCUAGAUUUGAUGGCUGUCUUUCAUCGUUCUUAUUUCAUCUUAAGAAUAUUUAUUGCUAGCGUUCACUCUGUGCUUAGCUACUGUCCCAAAUCUCAUACAACCAAACUAAAUACUGUCGCAUGUUAAAAAUAA